AUGAGCUCGCCGCAGAAGAAGACCGCCGCCACAACAGAGGGUAACCUCUCUGUUCCUCAGUACCAUGAGCGCCAGCAGGCAAAGCGCGAUACGCUCGCUGCAAAGGUCGCGUCGGGGACAACCCAGUCGGAGAUUGUCCUCGAAGGUUCCUCUGUAGUCAACGACGCCGUUGACUACGAAGACGACGACGUGGAGAUGGAAGAGGGCGAGGCCUCUUCUAGCAAGCGCAAGGAGUCUAUCGACAGCGAUAGUCUCGACCCGCAUGCCGGGUCGAGACGCCCUCGUGAAGGAGACGACUCGGACGCUUCGAGCUCGAAGCGUUCGCGCGGCGAGAGCGACACUCCGCUCUCUGCUGCUGCGGCUUUAAGCUCCCCGCGUGAGGUGGCGCCUUCAAGCUCUCCGCGCGCUGCUCAGGCAGCGCGCGAUCCGUGGAUGCCGUCUGCGUCAGAGAUCGCAGACCGUGUGGGCAACACUGUGCCUCCAAACGAAAUCCCGCUGCGCGACUACUACAUCGGGCUCUUCCACGAGCUCCGGUACUUCUCCAGCAAGAAGACCUCUUCUCGCAGCAAAGUGCCUGAGUGGCAGGCACUUUGUCAAAGUUGGAAUGCUUUUGUUGAGAACUUCAACAAGAAACCGGCUGCUUACCGCGAGCGGGUUAAGCAUACCCGUGAGCGCUUCGAGACAUUCUCGACGCGCGGGCGGCUGGAGCAGCUCCACAGAUCUUCUGUGGACGCUGGUAUUCCAUGCGCUGUGCCCGAAGGCCAACAGUGCACGUUGUGUCUUCCGGGUGCGGCGCGCUUGAGCGACCGCGACCUAAACGGGUACACGACGAUUCGUGUACCUGCGAGUCUCAAGGAUCUCCGUGCCAAGUUCUUGGCACGUGAGGAGCGCGACGAUCGUGGGACCUCGGGCGCUGUAGGUGACCACAGCGCUCGCACUACCUUCGCGUCGGCAGUGCGUGGUGAGCUUCGUACGCCCUCACCAUUUCCGGAACGUCCUGCAGCAGGACGUCCCGUGGCUCCCAUGUAUCUUGGUUCACAAUACGCUCAACAAUCCAGCGUGUUGAGCCGCGGGCGUCGCGGAUCGGAGGCGGCGGUGGUGGGAACACGCCCCGGGUAUGGUCAACCUGGGGUUGACCUUAGCCCGACGCUCGAGGAGCGGGUCGCUGCUGUGGAACAGCUUCAGAGCCGUGAGUUCGCCGCUCUGAAGCAGGAGAGGGCGACCCUGCGAGCUCAAGUUGCUCAGGCCUCGCAGACCGCGUCGGACAUCUCUGUCGACGUGGGAGGUCGCGUCGUGCGCUUGGCCCAGCGCGUUCACGCGCUGGAGCAGAGGUUCGCUCCCGCUGGGGCUUCCGUUUCGGGCCAGCCGAGCUAG
This is a messenger RNA of Phytophthora sojae, 1374 nucleotides long. RefSeq lists its product as hypothetical. The coding region runs from base 1 to 1374 and encodes 457 amino acids. The record is from RefSeq and is a predicted model, not a curated record. The transcript is spliced from 3 exons. NCBI's taxonomy places the organism in Eukaryota, Oomycota, Peronosporomycetes, Peronosporales, Peronosporaceae.